Messenger RNA from Penaeus vannamei (Pacific white shrimp), 2730 nucleotides. RefSeq lists its product as uncharacterized. The record is from RefSeq and is a predicted model, not a curated record. NCBI's taxonomy places the organism in Eukaryota, Metazoa, Arthropoda, Malacostraca, Decapoda, Penaeidae.
UCAGUCAGUACUGCCAGUGUCGCCGCACGUAACUGUUGUACAAGACAUAACUGGCAGUUUGUGACGACCCUCAAUAACGGAUUGUGGACGACCACGACGCCGACGCUUGCUUAUCGGUCGUCGAUUACGCGUUUGGUGAUCGCUGAUAACAGUUCUUUGAGUGUCCUAUCCUUAAUGACGACCUCGACUGCUAGUGAUGGUUGAGAUGUGACUGACAGAUCGGUUGAUGCGACGUCAUUCGGCUGUGGCAAACGUUAACAGGAAGACAAGGCACUGAAUAUCAAAGAACGACAUUAUUUCUUGAACUAAUUGUAAUGGAGACCGUGUAGAGGGCGCAUUUCACUAUGCAGAUUCGUUCUCUUAGUUCCAUAGUGUCAUAUUUCAACAGUUCUGCGUUGUGACACAGACCAGAAAAGAAAGAAACAGCGUGGUGAAACAGUGAAAAAUCUAAUAAAGACUAAAAAAUUAUGAAUCAUGGAUGUUAACAAGACACAGUUAACGCAACACAGUAAACAAAACAGUCUAGUCAUCUUUGGACAACAAGUAUUAACAGUAAGGAUGACGCGACUUCCGAGAUGGCCGGUGAUGCUGGCGCUCCUAGCGGUGCUGCCAGGCCUCGUCCUCAGCCACGACAUCGACGACACCUUGGAGAGCUCGAACACCACGUCGCAUUCCCGAGUAAAGAGAGUGAUCUACUUGACGAGUGAGCGCCGCCUGACUCUCCCGCCGGAGACUGUGCUGGUCCUCACGCCCACCCUCAGUCUGCCCUUCGCCAGGAACUUACCGGUGGGCUACGGCGCUUCGAUGACGAUCUCGAUCCCCUUCAAGAUUGGAUUUGAUGACCUUGGUUUGACCUCCGAUGAGAAUCCUUGGGGUAUUUGGCCAAGCUUCGGAUUAUUUAGGAAGAAGAGAGACACCUUCACCUACCCUGGCGUCAACUAUGCGGGAGGAGACAGAGAGAUGAUGUACCAGGUCGUUGAAGACACUUUGUUCAACAUGGGCAUGAAUGGAAAGGGAUGCCUCCUGAGAGCCAUCUGCGAAAUGUUCCAGUAUCCCCUUCAGAACCACGGUUUCUUUGGUGAAGUCCUCGAACUUUUCUUCAGCGCCAGCCGGUCUCCACACGCCGAGAAGAGACUGAACGAGUACACGAGAGCUGAGAGAACCGGCAGAUCGACUGGAGACUGUUUCGAGUACCAAGAAUUGUGUCCUCAUUCUUUCUUCACCAACCCUGGGCAAACGAAAUGGCUAGAGGCCGAGAAAUACAUGGACCAGUAUUCCGAAGGAGGAAACACGCGUGCGGACGAUAAAGUUACGAAGAAGGCAACGGAAGAAAGUCCGAAGAAGACGACGAAAAAGAAUACUGAUAAGAAGGCGCAAAGGUCAAAAAGGACAUAUAAUUAAUCUUGUAAUAGAGUAAUGUACAAAAUGACAAUAGUAGGCAUUCAGUGGUUGCGUUGCCCAAUUUUUUAUUAUUAUUAUGCUGUGUGAUUCAUCUGUGAAUUUGUUUUUUUUUAUCCAUGUUUUUUGUUGUUGUGCUCAGUAAAGUUUUGCUGUAUUAGUCGUUAGUAAUGAUAUAUUACAAGAUGAUUUUCUCCUGUAAUUUGGGCAUCUUAACCAGACAUUACAAAAAUCCUAUGAUUAUGCAUUACGCCUGUCCCAGUAUUCCUGUGAUGUGAGACUGCCUGUGCAUCAACCCUGUCUCCGACCCAAAAGGCGUUGGAAUCUUUAAAGGUUUAGAAAAAGACUUUGCUUGUAUGUAUACCAACUACGUUUUGUGGAAUGUUUUAAAAUACUGUUUGGAAACCUUGGUCGGGAUAGGCUGCCGUGCAGUUUCUUUCUUUUUCCUUUAUUAUUGUCUUAGGUUAUGUAAAGAAAGGUGAUUCACACGUACUAUUAAAAAAAAAUCAUUUGUAGUCUUCCAAUAUACGGUUCUUUUAAUAUGUCUGCUUGAUACAGAUAUAUUUCAGAAAAUAGAUUAUUUCAGUACGUGUAGUUCAUUAGAAGAUCUCUCAUGUGUUUUCCUUUUUGCUCCUUAACUUUAAACAAAACUGAUUCCAGUAUUAUGCAUAAGAGAGCUACUAGUAGCAAUUCCCAGUUACGUACUGCACUCCGAUUCCAUUAGCUCUAAUCACCCCAUGUUGCAUUGUAAGAAUCCUCAUUGAAUACUAUCAUCACCUCUCUUAUAGGUCUUAUCUUCUAUCAGCUGACCUCAAGACAUAAUCGCGAAAAGCAUAUUUCGUUUUAGAAAACUGACAAACGCAGUGUGUGAAAGAACUCGUACGUGUGUUCGUUUGUUGACUCGGUUCAGAAAACUGUUGGGUUAUUGACAGAGUUGAAAGGAGUGUAUACUCAAGCACAACCUGUUCCCGAUACACUCUUUGCUAUUAUUAUUUUGUAAUUUGUUUAAAUAUUUGUUGUUAAUAUUGUUAUUUUCUGUAACGCUAAAGUGAACCGAGAUAAUGGUCGAUUGUGCUUUGAUUCUGUAAAGGAAACAAGCAGAAAACAACAUACUUCAGUUCUGUUAUUUAUGGUCAAACAUAGAUUUAACUGCAGUUGAAUUUUUGAUAUCUCUGUUUACAUUCAUUCCAAACUUAUUUCUCUAUGGCAUUAUUCAGUCUCUAAAGAACUCCGUACUUCUUUGUCACAGACGACAAUGUAUGAAUCGGGCUGUUCUCGGGCAUGCUUGUAGAUUAUGGUAUCUUUAUUAAUGUACAAGAAGACGAAGAAAGA